AUGCCUUGCCUCAAACAUCACCUUCACCCAUCUCUGCUUUAUCAUCACCUUGCCGCCAUCGCCAUCUCUCGAACACCACCUCCUUCGGCGACCGCUAUAUCUUGAAUAACCACCAGAAGCUAGAUCCCGGAACUAAACCCAGAAGUCAUCGUCUGGUACAAAAUGAACGUUUUAGGCGAACUCAAAAUUCUCAGUCUUCUCAUCUUUCUCUUUGCCAUUUCCUCACUCAUCCCCCCCAUCGAUUCGACAAUGGAACUGCCCACUGUUGCGNGACCCGGUUCCGACCCCAUGGCCAGUGCAAUUCCACUCGGUCCUCUUCAUGAACAACUCGAAAGGGGUCCUGCAAAUGGUGGACCUCUGGUAUGACUGGCCCAAUAGAAGGAAUUUCAACAUAAUCCAGAACCAGCUGGGAAAGCUGCUGUAUGACUUGGAAUGGGGCAAUGGAACUUCCUUCUACUACACUCUUGACAAGAACCAGGAGUGCCGGACCCUUCAUUUUCCCGUGGGAAUUCUUAGACCAGAUUUUCUUGAGGGGGCUAAGUAUCUGGGCCAGAAAUACAUGGAUGGGUUCCUGUGUAAUGUCUGGGAAAAAGUUGAUUUCAUCUGGUAUUAUGAGGAUGUUGCUACCAAAAGACCUGUUUAUUGGGCUUUCUUCACAGGAAGUGUUGCUCAUGUGAUGACAUUUGAAGUGGGGAAAGUGCUGCAGGACCCUAAUUGGCAAGCCCCUGUCUACUGCUUCAACAAGAAUUUCACAGUUUCUCAUUUUGCUGCCCCGGAUUUUGAUGGCAAUCUCAUUAGAGGAGGAGCGAUGCGUUCCUCUGACUCGUUCUAGUUGUGUUUAUUUUCUCUAAUAACUUUAUUUUGUGCUGGUGAUGCAAAAUAGAAUGAAAUCCAAUAACUCAAUGAGUACUAUGUGUAGUUUUUAAUCAGCUUUAUGUAUGCAUAUUACCAACCAUGGUCUAUGGUAGGAAUUGCAAGGAUCAAUAUUUUAGUGGGAAUGCGUUGUCGCUCUUGUCUCUUUGUAAUUUCUUUGCUUGGGGUCUAGUGUUAGGGUCGGGAAGGGCAGCAGGGGAUUUGAUUUAAGUUCAGGAUUUGGUGACUUCUGGAUGAGUUAUGGACACAAUUCCACUCAAAAGUAUACCCAUCGGAUUACAGGUCUCUAGUUCAGGAAGCUAGAUCAGAUUACAUACAUCAACUCCCCCCCGGAAGCUUUUUAUCUUUCUGAGGCCACAAUAUGUUGCUUCAUCUUUCUCUUUUUAUGGCAUUCAAGGAGACUCACCUUAAACUAAGAACAUCUUAUUAAUAUCAGGGCAGAGGAAAAAUGUGUACAUGUGAAGGAUUUGGACUCAGCUUUGAAAUUAUAUUUUAGUAAAUGGAUGAGCGAUUG
This is a messenger RNA of Cuscuta campestris, 1387 nucleotides long. The record is from the annotation of a GenBank genome assembly. Lineage: Eukaryota; Viridiplantae; Streptophyta; Magnoliopsida; Solanales; Convolvulaceae.